Molecule: messenger RNA, 6743 nt
Organism: Uloborus diversus
Lineage: Eukaryota; Metazoa; Arthropoda; Arachnida; Araneae; Uloboridae
Gene: l(3)72Ab
Product: U5 small nuclear ribonucleoprotein 200 kDa helicase-like
Exons: 1
Coding region: 1-6414 (2137 amino acids)
Cellular component (GO): nucleus
Molecular function (GO): ATP hydrolysis activity; ATP binding; nucleic acid binding
Source: RefSeq, a predicted model, not a curated record
AUGGCGGACGCUGCGGCUCGUUCGCUUCAAUUUGAGUAUAAAGCUAAUUCAAAUUUAGUUUUACAAGCUGACACUCGUCUCAUUGAACGUCGACCAAGAGAUGAAGCGACAGGUGAAGUUGUUUCUCUUGUUGGAAAGUUGGAAGGCUCUCGUAUGGGUGAUAGGUAUCAGCGAACGAAGCCAUCGGUAGCAGAAGAAAAGAAAGCUAAGAGAAUGAAAAGGGACGAAUCCCGGUAUGACGUUUCAAAACUUAAAGGACAGAGUAUGUUAUCUGAUGAUAUCGAAGACAUGGUUGGCAUUCUGUACCGACCGAAAACAGCAGAGACUAAGCAAACAUAUGAAGUGCUCUUGAGCUUCAUUCAAGAAGCCCUCGGUGAUCAACCCAGAGACAUUCUAUGUGGUGCUGCUGAUGAAGUAUUAGCAGUCUUGAAAAAUGAAAAGAUUCGCGAUGAGAGAGAUCGCAGAAAAGAGACCGAGGCUUUGUUGGGUGGUUUGGCAGAAGAGAGAUACGCAGUGUUAGUUAAUUUGUGCAAGAAGAUUUCCGAUUACGGUGGAGAUGAUAAAGUACAGACUACAGAAGAGAAUAUCGACGAAACUUAUGGUGUUAAUGUUCAGUUUGAGGAGUCUGAUGAGGAAGAGGAAGAAAUCUGUGGAGAAGUCAAAGAUGAUGAUUCUAAUGAUGAGAAUGAAGGAGAUGAGGCCAUAGUGGACAGCACUUUGCAUGCCACUAAUCUAGGAAUAGGACAAGAUACAUUAGGGAAAAGUGGAAAAGGCUUGCAUCCACGAGACAUUGAUGCAUAUUGGUUGCAAAGAAAACUGAGUAAAUUUUAUGAUGAUCCUGUGGUGGCACAAACCAGGGCAGGAGAAGUUCUAGAAAUCUUGAAAAUUGCAGUUGAUGAUCGAGAUGUUGAAAAUCAGUUAGUUUUGUUACUUGGCUAUAACCAGUUUGAAUUCAUCAAGAUCUUGAGACAACAUAGACAGAUGAUUUUGUAUUGCUCAUUGCUUGCCUCUUUGCAAAGUGGAGCUGAAAAAACAAAACUGAAAGAAAAAAUGAAGAAUGAUCCAGAAUUGGAAAAGAUAUUACGGCAAUUAGAAAAUACAGAAAAGGAGGAUAUCGUUCAAGAAGAACGUGAACGUAGAGCCCAAGUUCGUCAAGCUAGAGUUGAUGCCGAUUUGGAAGCAAUGGAUAUUGAUGGUGAAAGCGUACCACAACUUCAACAAUGUCGUGUUUUGGAUUUAGAAGAUAUAUCUUUUGCUCAUGGCAGUCAUUUUAUGGCAAAUAAGCGUUGUCAACUGCCCGAUGGCUCUUUUCGUAAGCAGAGGCGUGGUUAUGAAGAAAUUCACGUACCUGCCCUGAAACCAAAAGCUUUUGACUCAAAUGAGGCUCUGAUGCCAAUUGAAAAGCUGCCAAAAUAUAUUCAACCUGCAUUUGAGGGAUAUAAAAGUCUGAACCGUAUUCAAAGUCGACUGCAUAAAACAGCAUUAGAAAGUGAUGAAAAUCUAUUGUUAUGUGCACCUACUGGAGCAGGGAAGACAAACGUUGCAUUAUUGUGUAUGAUGCGCGAGAUCGGAAAGCACAUAAAUGCUGAUGGGACGAUUAAUGCUGAUGAGUUCAAAAUUAUCUACAUUGCACCUAUGAGAUCGUUAGUACAAGAAAUGGUGGGAAACUUCAGUAAGCGUCUUAGCUCUUACAACAUCCAGGUUUCUGAAUUGACUGGUGACCAUCAGUUGACAAGAGAACAAAUAAAUGCUACACAGGUUAUUGUGUGUACUCCUGAAAAGUGGGAUAUUGUCACCCGUAAAGGAGGCGAAAGAACAUACACCCAACUUGUUCGUCUGAUGAUAUUUGAUGAAGUGCACUUACUACAUGAUGAACGUGGUCCAGUGUUGGAAGCUUUGGUUGCAAGAACCAUCCGCAACAUAGAAAUGACUCAAGAAGAAGUACGAUUGGUAGGUCUCAGUGCUACUUUGCCAAAUUAUGAAGAUGUAGCUACAUUCUUAAGAGUGACAACUGGCCUAUUCUAUUUCGACAACAGCUUUCGACCUGUUCCCUUAGAACAACAAUAUAUUGGCAUUACUGAAAAGAAACCCAUCAAGCGCUUCAUGUUGAUGAAAGAAAUUCUGUAUGAAAAAGUAAUGGAACAUGCUGGAAAAAAUCAAGUACUUAUUUUUGUUCAUUCGAGAAAAGAAACGGGAAAAACUGCUCGAGAAAUAAGAGAUAUGUGUCUAGAAAAAGACACGCUUGGACAGUUUCUUCGUGGAGGAUCUGCUUCAACUGCUGUCUUGGAGACUGAAGCAAACCAAGUGAAGAAUCUCGAACUAAAAGAUCUGUUGCCCUAUGGCUUUGCAAUUCACCAUGCUGGAAUGAGUCGAGUGGACCGAACGCUUGUAGAAGAUUUGUUUGCAGAUCGUCACAUUCAAGUACUGGUAUCAACUGCCACCCUGGCUUGGGGUGUGAAUCUUCCAGCUCAUACAGUCAUCAUCAAAGGUACUCAAGUUUAUAGUCCAGAAAAAGGAAGAUGGGUCGAACUAGGAGCACUUGAUGUUUUACAAAUGUUGGGAAGAGCUGGUAGGCCCCAAUAUGAUACCAAAGGUGAAGGAAUAUUGAUUACCAAUCAUAGUGAACUGCAAUAUUACUUGUCCUUAUUCAAUCAACAGUUGCCAGUAGAAAGUCAACUAAUUAGUAAGCUUCCUGAUAUGCUAAAUGCAGAAAUUGUCCUUGGGAAUAUACAAAAUAUGAAAGAAGCUGUUACUUGGCUGGGCUACACAUAUUUGUAUAUUCGUAUGAUGCGAAAUCCAAAUCUUUACAGCAUCCCUGAUAUUGGUAUGGAUCCUUUGCUGGAAAAGCAGAGAGCAGACUUAAUCUAUACUGCUGCCACUAUGCUUGAUAAAAGUAAUUUGUUAAAAUUUGAUAAGAAAGCUGGAGUUUUUCAAGUUACUGAAGUAGGGAGAAUUGCAAGUCAUUAUUAUUGCACUUUUGAAACUAUGACAACAUACACUCAAUUGUUAAAACAGACUCUCAGUGAAAUUGAGCUGUUCAGAGUAUUUUCCCUGUCCAGUGAGUUUAAGAAUUUGAAUAUUCGAGAAGAGGAAAAAAUUGAGUUGCAAAAAUUGAUGGAACGUGUUCCCAUACCUAUUAAAGAGAGCAUUGAAGAAUCAAGUGCAAAAGUUAAUGUUUUGCUGCAAGCUUACAUUUCUCAGUUAAAAUUAGAAGGUCUUGCUUUGAUGGCAGACAUGGUGUAUAUCACACAGAGUGCUGACAGAUUGAUGCGAGCUAUUUUUGAAAUUGUUCUUCAUAGAGGUUGGGCUCAACUAACAGAUAAAGCUUUGAGUCUUUGCAAAAUGAUCAAGAGAAGAAUGUGGCAGUCUAUGUCUCCCCUUCGUCAGUUCCGUAAAAUUCCUGAUGAAGUAGUGAAAAAGAUUGAAAAGAAAAACUUUCCUUGGGAAAGGCUGUAUGAUUUAGGACCCAAUGAAAUUGGUGAGCUGUUGAGAAUGCCAAAACUAGGCAAGACUGUUCACAAAUAUGUGCAUCAGUUUCCCAAAUUGGAGCUGUCUGCUCACAUUCAGCCAGUUACUCGAGCAACAUUACGAGUUGAACUGACUAUUACGCCCGACUUUCAAUGGGACGAGAAAGUUCACGGAAGUUCAGAAGCAUUUUGGAUUCUUGUUGAAGAUGUUGACAGUGAAGUAAUUCUACACCAUGAAUAUUUUCUUUUGAAGAGUAAGUUUUGUCAAGAUGAGCAUAUCGUAAAAUUCUUCGUUCCAGUAUUUGAACCGCUGCCACCUCAAUACUUUAUUAGAAUUGUAUCUGAUCAAUGGAUCGGGUCUGAAACACAACUCCCCGUGUCUUUUCGACAUUUAAUCUUGCCAGAAAAGUACCCUCCACCAACAGAACUUUUAGAUCUUCAACCACUACCUGUAUCUGCUCUUAGGAAUCCAUUUUUUGAAUCUUUAUAUAAAGAUAAAUUUCCCUAUUUCAAUCCAAUCCAAACACAAGUAUUUAAUUCUGUAUAUAACAGUGAUGAUAAUGCUUUCAUUGGAGCUCCAACUGGAAGCGGCAAAACCAUCAUAGCAGAGUUUGCCAUUCUUCGUUUGUUGUCUCAGAAUGCUGAAGGUAGAUGUGUUUAUGUUACUCCCAAGGAACAGCUUGCUGAAAUAAUAUAUGCAGAUUGGAUGCAAAAAUUUUCAAAUUCCAUGAAUAAGAAAGUUGUUUUACUUACUGGUGAAACUGGCACAGAUUUGAAACUUCUUGCCAAAGGAAAUAUCAUUAUCAGUACUCCUGAAAAGUGGGAUGUUCUUUCUCGAAGAUGGAAACAGAGGAAAAAUGUCCAGAACAUAAAUUUGUUCAUUGUUGAUGAAUUGCAGCUCAUUGGAGGAGAGGAUGGUCCAAUUCUUGAGGUCAUUUGCUCAAGAAUGCGUUACAUAUCAUCUCAGAUUGAAAAGCCCAUCAGAAUUGUUGCUUUAAGUUCCUCACUUGCAAAUGCCAAAGAUGUUGCACAAUGGCUUGGGGCUAGUCAAAAUUCAACCUUCAAUUUCCCUCCAAAUGUUAGACCAGUUCAGCUUGAACUUCACAUUCAAGGUUUCAAUAUUACUCAUAAUGCAUCUCGACUUCUCGCAAUGAGCAAACCAGUGUAUCAAUCUAUUGUACGAUUAUCUCCCAGGAAGCCAGUCAUAGUUUUUGUCCCUUCCAGGAAACAAUCUCGAUUGACUGCUAUCGAUAUUUUGACUUACUGUGCUUCAGAAGCUCAACCGGCUCGUUUUCUCCAUUGUACAGAUGAAGAUAUUCAACCUUUUGUGGACAAAAUAACAGAUAAAACAUUAAAAGAGACCAUCAGCAAUGGUGUGGCUUAUUUACAUGAAGGUUUAAAUGCUUCAGAUUCAAAAAUCAUAGGUCAGUUGUUUGACAGUGGUGCUAUUCAGGUUGUAGUGGUGUCAAGGAAUUUAUGCUGGGGAUUAUCUCUUGCAGCUCAUUUAGUGAUAAUUAUGGAUACACAAUUCUAUAAUGGAAAAAUUCAUACUUAUGAAGAUUAUUCCAUCACAGAUGUCUUGCAGAUGGUUGGUCGAGCUAAUCGUCCUACCAUAGAUGAUGAUGGAAAAUGUGUACUUUUAUGUCAAAGCUCAAAGAAAGACUUUUUUAUGAAAUUUUUGUAUGAACCAUUGCCUGUUGAAAGUCAUCUUGAUCAUUGCUUGCAUGAUCAUUUUAAUGCUGAAAUAGUCACCAAGACCAUCGACAACAAACAAGAUGCAGUUGAUUAUCUCACAUGGACAUUUUUGUAUCGAAGAAUGACACAAAAUCCUAACUACUAUAAUCUCCAAGGAGUGACCCAUCGACAUUUGUCAGAUCAUCUUUCCGAACUGGUCGAAAAUACCUUGACUGACCUCCAGCAAUCUCGAUGCAUUGACAUUGAAGAUGAAAUGGACGUGUUGCCAUUAAACUUGGGUAUGAUUGCUGCAUACUAUUACAUAAAUUACACCACAAUAGAACUCUUCAACAUGUCUCUGAAUAACAAAACAAAAGUUAGAGGUUUGCUAGAAAUUAUUAGUUCUGCUGCUGAAUAUGAGACUGUACCUAUUAGACAUAGAGAAGAUAAUUUGUUAAAACAACUUGCUAGUAGGCUACCGCAUAAACUUCCAAAUCCCAAGUUCAGCGAUCCUCACGUGAAAACAAAUUUGCUUCUACAAGCACACUUGUCCCGAAUGCAGUUGUCUGCAGAAUUGCAGUCUGACACAGAAGACAUCCUGAGCAAAGCAAUUAGGUUAAUUCAAGCUUGUGUCGAUGUCCUGAGUUCCAGUGGUUGGCUCUCCCCUGCUUUGGCUGCUAUGGAACUUGCACAGAUGGUUACUCAAGCUAUGUGGAACAAAGAUUCCUACUUAAAGCAACUGCCGCAUUUUACUUCUGAAAUAGUAAAAAGAUGCACUGACAUGGGAGUUGAAACUGUGUUUGAUGUCAUGGAGUUAGAGGAUGAAGACCGGAACAAACUCCUUCAACUGAAUGAUUCUCAAAUGGCAGAUGUGGCCAGAUUUUGCAACCGAUAUCCCAAUAUUGAACUGAGUUAUGAAGUGCAGGCAAAGGAAAACAUCAUUAGUGGUCAACAAGUAAAUGUAAGUGUCCAGCUGGAGAGAGAAGAUGAAAUGACAGGGCCUGUGAUUGCUCCUCUCUUCCCUCAAAGGCGAGAAGAAGGUUGGUGGGUUGUAAUUGGUGAUCCCAAGAGUAAUUCCCUAAUAUCCAUCAAAAGGUUGACUCUUCAACAAAAGGCAAAGGUAAAACUGGACUUCCUUGCACCAAAUCCUGGAGAUCACACGUACACAUUAUAUUUCAUGAGUGAUGCAUACAUGGGUUGUGAUCAGGAAUAUAGGUUUAACAUUCGGGUCAAUGAGCAAAACAGGAAAGGUUCUGUUAGUGAUAGUGAUUAAAAUGAAGUGUACUUAAGACAAAGCCAUUGUCUUUUUUAUUAUUUUCAUUAAAUCUUUACUAAAAAAUUUUAAAAAGCAUCAUCCUUCCAUAACAAAAUUUUGACAUUUAUUUAAAGGUAAAAUAUAAACCCUUACAAAAAUAUGAAUUGUUUAUUCUUUCAGGAUAUUUUGCUGUAUUAAAGUUAUACAUAAAAAUUUCCACUUUGUAAAUUGUACUGCUCUUGUUACAUACAAUAGUAAAUGUUUUUUAUUUACAUUUCAUAUUAACUGAACUACAUGUUAUUCUCCUGUCAUAAUAUGGAUGAAUAAAAUAUGUUGCUUGACAAAUU